GAAAGAGAGAGCUGGUACACUUGAGCCCAGCGUGGUGUCUAUGAAGAGUGAUUGGUCAAUGGGAUUGCCAAUCAACUUUCAACAGGAAAGGAAAGAAGGGGACCAACAUGGCAUGUCCAGUUCUUCAGUGGAGCAGAUAGAACCUGAACUCCAGCCACUAAGAACAGAAUAUCCAGCAGUUGAUGUUAGAGUGAUGGAGGACGAAAAGCAUCAGAGCAGUAACAUAGAACUGGACCCUGUGUGCCAGCAAAGUUUCAAAAGUGAAUUGCAGAAGAAAUUUGGGGCAAUUAUUGAGGGAAUUGCAGUGUGUGGAAACCUCAGAUCUCUGAAUGAGAUUUACACAGAACCCCUCAUUACAUCUUGUGGCAGUGGACUUAUUAGUCAGAAACAUGAGUUCAGACAUAUUGAAAGGAAGUUUUUAAGGCAAAACAAAACAACAGAGGAGUCCAUCAAUUGUAAUGAGAUAUUUAAACCCAUACCCGGUGAUGAGAAACCCAUCAGAACCGUACUAACAGAAGGCAUUGCUGGAAUUGGGAAAUCAGUGUCUGUGCAGAAGUUUGUUCUUGACUGGGCUGAAGGUAAAGCAAAUCAAGAUCUGGACCUCAUUUUUCCCCUAAACUUUAGAAUGUUAAAUUUUAAGAAGGAAGAAUCUCUCAGCUUGUUGGAGCUUGUCCAUUUUUUUUUCCCAAAAGUCAAAGAACUUAAAAUGGAGUUUCAUCACUAUAGAAUCUUGUUCAUCUUUGAUGGACUGGAUGAGUCUCGUUUCUCUCUCGAUUUCCAAAACAGCAAAAUGUUGACAGAUCUAACGGAGUCAGCUUCAGUAGACGUACUGUUAACAAAUCUUAUUAAGGGAAAUCUGCUUCCAUCUGCAUUCCUCUGGAUAACAUCUCGACCUGCAGCAUCCAGUCAGAUUCCACCUGUUUAUAUUAACAGAGUAACAGAGAUACGAGGGUUUAAUGACCCUCAGAAAGACGAGUACUUCAGAAAAAGAAUCAGUGAUCAAACCCUGGCUAAUAAAAUCAUUACAUACCUGAAGUCAUCACGAAGUCUUUACAUUAUGUGCCACAUGCCAGUCUACUGUUGGAUUACAGCGAAUGUUGUCGAGGAAAUGUUCAGUGAAGCAGGAACUGGAGACGUCCCCAAGACCCUCACUCAAAUGUUCACACAUUUCCUGAUGUUACAGCUCAAACGUGGAUCCCAAAAGUACCAAAGACAUGAAAUGAACCCUGGACAGAUUGCAGACAUUGUACUAAAACUGGGAAAGCUGGCAUUCCAACAGCUGGAGAAGGGAAACCUGAUCUUCUAUGAGGAGGACAUCACUGAGUGUGGCAUUGAUGUCAGAGAGGCCACAGUGUACUCAGGAGUUUGCACUCAGAUCUUUAUUGAGGAAGUCACUUCACAUCUGGGGAAGGUGUACAGCUUUGUGCAUCUGAGUGUUCAGGAGUAUCUUGCUGCAGUGUAUGUAUUUAUUGCACAUAUCAAUGAAAAUUUAGCGAAAACACAAACCCCCAAAAUCUUCGGCCUCUCCAGCAGGGCAACACUGUUAGACCUUCUAAAGACAGCAGUUGAUAGGAGCUUACAGAGUAAGAAUGGACACCUGGACCUUUUCCUCCGCUUCCUUAUGGGUCUCUCACUAGAGUCCAAUUCAGUUCUCUUACAAGACCUACUGACAGAGACAGGACACAGAUAUCUGAGGGAAGUGGCUGCUGCCUCAAACAAGGAAAUAACAACAUACAUCAAGGAGCAGAUAGAAAAGAAUGAAGGAAUAUGCAAAUCCAUCAAUAUGUUCCAUUGUCUGGAUGAACUGAACGAUCAGUCUCUAGUACAGGAAGUUCAAGUCUUUUUGAGUAAAACAGAAAAUAAUCGCCUCGGUGGAGCCGGACUUACUGCAGCUCAAUGGUCAGCUGUGAGUUUCAUGUUAAUGAACUCAGAAGAGGAGCUGAAAGAGUUUAAUCUACAGAAAUAUGCAGCAUCAGAUGAGGGAUUCAAGAAUCUGUGUCCAGUAGUCUCAGUGUCCAGAAAGGCUGUGCUGUGUGGUUGUAAUCUCACAAAGGAAAGUGGUGAAAUACUGACAAAACUUCUAAGUUCAUGUUUUCGAUGUCUGAGAGAGCUGGACCUGAGUGAUAAUAAACUUCAGGAUUCAGGAGUCAAAGAUCUUUCUACUGGAUUGAAGAGUCCUCACUGUAAACUCGAGAUCCUUAGGUUGCGUAACUGCAGCAUUACAGAAGAAGGCUGUGUCGCUCUUGCUGAAGCUCUGAGGACAAAGUCACACCUGAGAGAGCUCGAUCUGCGCGGUAAUGAUUUAGGAGAACAGGGAGUGAAGCUGCUCUCUGAAAUAAAGGAGGAUGAAAAGUACACACUGGAGACGUUGGAAAUCUGAAUCUCCAGGCCUGUAAGGGAAUUAUGCUUGAGAUUGAGGUGACGAACUGAUGGCCGGACAUUGUCAUUCUAGAUUUUCUGGUACAACGUAGAAUUCAUGGUUCCAUUAAAUAUGGCAAAUGCUGUGUUGUCUACUACUAAAACAUCUGUUUCACUGUCUUCACUCGCAAUAAAAAUGUUUUUUUACAGCACAUUUGCUAAACAUGUGUUCAGAAAUUGAAGAACUUCAAUUCAAUUUUAUUUAUAUAGCAAUUUUAACAAUGGUCAUUGUCUCAAAGCAGCUUCACAAUAUGAAAAGAACAUUUAUGGAAGUGUGUAUGAGUAAGAAUAAAUGUGUUUAAAUAAUAAUGAGAUUGUCCCUGAUGAACAAGCCAAGGGUGUCAUCGACAGUGGGAAGGAAAAACUCCCUGAGAUAGCAAUGGGAAGAAACCUUGAGAGAAAACAGACUCAACAGGGAACCCAUCCUCAUUUGGGUGAACUCCUGAAUAUGCUGAAUAAACUAUAUAAACUAUUUGUGGAAGAAGUUAUUAACAGUCAUCAGUAUACAGCUCUGGAUAGAUGAUCAGUAAGAGCAUGAUGUAUUUUGUUGUAGGUGUAUUUGUUAUUAGUUAAGAGUUUAUACUAGUAGUGAGACUGUUCAGUCUAGCAGUUAAUGAAUAAAGAGCCGCGCUAUUA
This is a messenger RNA of Clarias gariepinus (North African catfish), 3054 nucleotides long. RefSeq names its product NLR family CARD domain-containing protein 3-like. The coding region runs from base 41 to 2380 and encodes 779 amino acids. The record is from RefSeq and is a predicted model, not a curated record. The transcript is spliced from 7 exons. Gene Ontology annotation, molecular function: protein binding. Lineage: Eukaryota; Metazoa; Chordata; Actinopteri; Siluriformes; Clariidae.